AUGCGUCAGUUCCAAAUAAUAUCCGAUCUCUAUCUCGAGACACCAAAAAGCUACGACGUCUUCGAAGUCACACCAAGCGCACCAUAUCUCGCCCUCAUUGGUGACAUUGGAAACGCAAAGGACCCAGAAUUCUUCGAUUUCAUCACCAAACAACUUUCACUCUUCAAAAUCGUAUUUCUGCUCCUGGGAAUCAUGAGCCUUACCAUAGUAGUUGGACAGCAGUCAAAAAUUGCAUCCGAGACUUUGAGAAGGAAGUGAAAGAAAGUCCGACAAGUGAGACUCUGGGUUCCUUCGUUUUCUUGGACCAAACGCGGUUUGAUCUCUCAGAUGAUACUACUAUUUUGGGAUGUACACUGUACUCGAAUAUCACACCCGAACAAUCGGAGCACGUGAGCUUUGGCUUGAACGACUUCUACCACAUCGAGGACUGGACUGUGGAAGACCAUUGUAAAGCACAUGCCGCAGAUCUCCGAUGGUUGAAUGACCAAGUCAAUUCGAUUUCCAAAAACGAAAGCAAUCGAAAGGUCAUCGUUUUGACACAUCAUGGUCCGACUAUCUCCCCCUGUUCCUCCGAUCCUGCACAUUCUGGGAGCAGGAUUUCUUCUGGUUUCAUGACGGAUCUGUCGAAUGAGAUAUGCUGGACGAGUCGCAAUGUGAAGGUUUUGGCGUUUGGACAUACGCAUUAUAAUUGUGAUUAUGUGGAUGAUGGGAAGAGGGUUGUUGCCAACCAGCGGGGAUACUAUUUUAAGCCUGCUGAAGGGUUUGAUGAGAAGAAAGUUGUUGAGGUCUGA
Messenger RNA from Hymenoscyphus albidus, 791 nucleotides. Lineage: Eukaryota; Fungi; Ascomycota; Leotiomycetes; Helotiales; Helotiaceae. The record is from the annotation of a GenBank genome assembly.